UCAGAAACAAUUAUUAUUUACCUUCUCUCUCUCUCGCUGUUUUUUCCCUUGGAAGAACUUUAAAUCGGUCCACUCCUUCCUUCCCCAAGAUUUGAAAGAGAUGCCACUGUGCGUCUGCGGCUGACUGUGAGCACCCUCAGUUACCUGUUACCUUUCAGUUCUCCACGUUUCGACCUUCUCCUCGCUCUUCUCCAUACAUUUCCAGCUUCAGCGGCGGAAGGUCCAUCGGAUCCCAUGCCAUUGAAGAGGAGCGAGGAAGGUGGAGGAGGUGAGGGGAGACAGAGGAAUUAAUUGAGCUUUUAAGAAGCCGAGGUGUGAGCGUACUGGGGAAUGGGGAUGGUAAUUAAUAUCGGGGAGUGGCAGUGGUAAAACGAGGGACGAUGAGCGACCACACCCAUUGCUCUGUUUUUCCCUUUCGCUGCUACUGAGUGAAUGAGUCACGUGAAGGCAGACCCGUGCUUUGAGGACGACGGGCUCGCUCACUUCCGAGUUCCGCCUCCCGCCGACAGCGCAGCCUCUCGAUCUCGCGCGUCAAUGUCCAAAGAUCUCAGCUUUCUGUUUCUGGCGGGUGCAAUGUGAUUCAGAAAGCCACUCCUCCUCCUGCUCGGCCUUCCUGCGGCGGCCUUCUGAUGAAGGCUACCCCGUUUGCAACUCCAAUGUGCAGUUUUUACCUGUGUUUCUUCUUCUUCUUCCUCUGCUUCUCGACCUCGUUUGCCGCCAAUGUGCCGAACGGCGGCGACGUUGCCGCGCUCUUGACCUUGAAGAACUCUAUAGAUCCUCAGGGCUCCCUGCCAUGGCGGCGGGAGACCGCAUCGGGGCUCUGCGGCGGGUGGAAUGGAGUGAAGCAGUGCAACCCUGGCGGUAGAGUGACAAAGCUCGUGCUCGAGUUCCUCAACCUCACCGGGACCAUGAGCCGGGACCUCCUUGCUCCUCUCGACCAGCUUCGCGUUCUCAGUUUCAAGUCCAACUCGCUCUCCGGUGCCAUUCCCGACCUUUCCCCCCUCGUCAACCUCAAAUCUCUCUACCUCAGCGAAAACCAGUUCUCCGGCCAGAUUCCAGCCAAUCUCGACGUGCUACACCGCCUGAAGGUGAUUGCCCUCUCUGGAAAUCUCCUUUCUGGCCCAAUCCCGGUGUCUCUCGUCAGCCUCCCGCGGUUGUAUGAGCUCAUGCUCGAGGAUAAUCGCCUCACGGGGCAAAUCCCGGCAUUCAACCAACCCAGUCUUCGAUACCUCAACGUCUCCGGGAACGACCUCUCCGGCGAGAUCCCCGCCACCAGAGCCCUUUCACAGUUCAAUGCUUCCUCUUUCCACGACAAUGCAAACCUCUGCGGGGCUCAAAUUGGGGUUCCCUGCACUAAAAAAUUGAUCUUUCCGCCGUCUUCCAUCAGCCCGGGAUCGUCUUUGGAUCAUGUAAAUGCCUUCCCACCUUUCCUGCCUCCCACCGGCAGCAACCACAGCAGGAGGCGGGCCAUUGCCAUCGUCGCCGGGUCUGUCGCGGGGGCUCUCUUCUUGUCAAUUUGCUUGGCCCUCGCGUUGCUUUGGUUCUGCAAUAGGAACCGGAGGCGGCCGGUGGUUGAGACCCGAUCAGUCGGUUACGAAUCAGGUGCUGGCCGCAACAAGCCAGAUGAAGAAGGCGGGGCAGCCGUCGGCGGGAGUGGAAGAGGAAGAGGAGACAAGGGCGGUUUCUCGUGGGAAGCGGAGGGGCUCGGAAAGCUCGUAUUCUGCGGCGCUGUCGGUGAGAUGUACAGUCUGGAGGAGCUAUUGCGGGCUUCGGCGGAGACGCUGGGGCGGGGGACGGUCGGAAGCACCUACAAGGCGGUGAUGGAGUCCGGAUUCAUCGUGACGGUGAAGCGUCUCAAGGAUGCCUCCCGCCCGCCCCCAGAGGAGUUCGGGCGGCGCAUGGAGGAGCUCGGCCGUCUGCGCCACCCCAACCUCGUCCCCCUUCGCGCUUACUUCCAGGCCAAAGAGGAGCGUCUCCUCGUCUACGACUACUUCCCCAACGGCAGUCUCUUCUCCCUCAUUCAUGGGUCGCGGCCAUCGGGGAGCGGGAAGCCGCUUCAUUGGACGUCGUGUUUGAAGAUUGCGGAGGACGUGGCAAGUGGGUUGGCCUUCUUGCACCAGACUAGCCCAGUAACGGUCCAUGCGAACCUGAAGCCCGCUAACGUGCUCCUCGGCCCAGAUUUCGAGUCUUGCCUUGCGGACUACGCCCUGAUCCCGACCCUGCUCCUCCACGACGACGCCUUCCCUUCGUCGUCCUCCGCCGCAGCCGCCUCCUCCUCCUCCCUCUUCUACCGCGCCCCCGAGGCACGACGCUUGCAGUCCUUCACCCCGCUCUCCGACGUCUACAGCUUCGGCGUUCUCCUCCUGGAGCUCCUCACCGGGAAGGCGCCCUUCCAGGACCUCCUCGAGGAGCCCGGCGGCGACGUCACUCGCUGGGUCCGAUCCGUGCGCGCCGAGGAGCGGAAUGACUCCGGGGAGGAGGCCGGCGGGGGAUCCUCGUCCGGGAACGAGGCGGCGACGGCGGCGGCUGCGGCGACGGCGGCGGCUGCCGCGACGGCGGCGGCUGCCGCGACGGCGGAGGAGAAGCUGACCGCGCUGCUGAACAUCGCGGCGGCGUGCGUGGCGGUGGAGGCGGAGAGGAGGCCGGCGAUGCGGGAGGUGCUGCGGAUGAUACGGGAGGCGAGGGCGGAGGCGAUGGUCGCGUCGUCCAACAGCAGCGACCACUCGCCUGGCCGGUGGUCGGGCACGGUGCAGAGCCUGCCGAGGGAGUACGGAUCGGAGGGGUUCACGGAGAGGGAUUAGAUCCGAAUAAUCAGCUUCUCGCCGGCGAUCGAUCGGCGGGUUGAGUGGCGUGUGAAUUGAAUUUGUUGAGAUUUAGUCGUGGUCAUAAAAGGAGAAUUAAUUUGUUUUCUCAGAGUGAUCGAACGACUUCUGCCAUGUUUUUAAGUUUUCUGUUUCAUUUUCUGAAUGGCUCGAUAUGUACGAAGACAACUCUCUCCGAAGAUAACAAAUAAAAAGCCUCGUGAAUUUAUAAUGAA
Molecule: messenger RNA, 3037 nt
Organism: Zingiber officinale
Lineage: Eukaryota; Viridiplantae; Streptophyta; Magnoliopsida; Zingiberales; Zingiberaceae
Product: inactive leucine-rich repeat receptor-like serine/threonine-protein kinase At1g60630
Exons: 2
Coding region: 630-2801 (723 amino acids)
Biological process (GO): protein phosphorylation
Molecular function (GO): protein binding; ATP binding; protein kinase activity
Source: RefSeq, a predicted model, not a curated record